AUGUUUCGCAGUGAAACAAGUACUGAAGAAGGUAAUGCUCUUGUUCUUUCAAUAUUGGAUAUCCCUAUUUUUUUAUCACUUGGCAUAAGCAGCAUAGCGAUUGAUGUUUCAGAUGAGGAGGUUCCACAGGCUAUUCCAUUAUACCCUAACGCAGAUGAUGAUAAAAGCAAAGAAAGUAAAUGUGGUGUGGAGAAGCCUGCUGCUACUGAGUCCUCUAAAGCAAAGGUUUGCUUGGAGGAAGCAAAGAAUCCUGACAAGCAUAAAGCUGAUGUUGGUGGCACUGACGAUGAUGAAAGUGACGAAGAUGUUGAUUCAGAAGGUGGUGAAUCGGGUGAUGAUGAGAAUUCUAGUGAUGAGGAUGAUGGUGAGAGUUCAAAUGAAGAAGAUGAUGAAGACUCUCCAAAGAGUGCUAAGCGCAAGAAUAGGCCAGCAGAAACACCCUUGAAGACACCUCCAGGGAAGAAGGCAAGGAUCACAACACCGUCUGUGGGCAAAAAAACUGUCAGUGAUGAUGCUAAGAAAAGUAACCACGUCCAUGUUGCAACCCCUUAUCCAUCAUUGAAGCAGGACUUUCUACUCUUCCGUCAGGUCUUGAAACUCAUUGCAAAGUGA
Messenger RNA from Miscanthus lutarioriparius, 612 nucleotides. The record is from the annotation of a GenBank genome assembly. Lineage: Eukaryota; Viridiplantae; Streptophyta; Magnoliopsida; Poales; Poaceae.